CUUACACUGGAGAAGGCGGACAGGAUUUCUAUUUUCCUUCAACUCUACACAAAUUAAUACAAACUGAAUUAAAAAAAAUUAAAGAACAUUUUUCUACUGUAUCAGAUGUGCAGCCUAUGUCUUUUAGUCAAACAGAAACAAAAUAUGGUUGGCUUAGAACAAAAGAUGGCUAUUAUAUUGAGUCAAAAUGGAUUCACCAUAAUAAAAGCUGGUCACAAAUUAAUUAUACUGUUAUG
This is a messenger RNA of Racocetra persica, 236 nucleotides long. The record is from the annotation of a GenBank genome assembly. NCBI's taxonomy places the organism in Eukaryota, Fungi, Glomeromycota, Glomeromycetes, Diversisporales, Gigasporaceae.